Messenger RNA from Beta vulgaris subsp. vulgaris (sugar beet), 609 nucleotides. RefSeq lists its product as uncharacterized. The coding region runs from base 1 to 609 and encodes 202 amino acids. The record is from RefSeq and is a predicted model, not a curated record. NCBI's taxonomy places the organism in Eukaryota, Viridiplantae, Streptophyta, Magnoliopsida, Caryophyllales, Amaranthaceae. The transcript has a single exon.
AUGGUCGGUGAUACCGAUUUUGAUCAUCUCUCCAAUGACGUGGUCGUUGACAACUCCUCUUCGAGUAACUCACACCACAAACCUCUCCACCCGGUUUACAUCGUGAGCAAUAUUCAACACAAGGUGCGAGUUCUCGACGGCACAAAGGUCACCUAUUCCUCAUGGGUCAAACUAUUCAAACUUCAUCUUCGUGGCUAUAAAGUGCUUCACCAUGUUGAUGGCACGCCACCUCCGGUUUCCACAGAUGCCGCCUUCUCCACUUGGCAAGAAAUUGACUCCCAUGUUUUACAAUGGAUUUAUCAAUCCAUCUCCGAUGACCUUUGCUUGCCCAGUCUUGAUGAUUAUUGUCAUCGCCUCAAGGAAUUAGCCGACCAACUUUCGGAUGUUGAUUGCCCGGUCACUCCUAAUAGACUUGUUCUUCAACUUGUUCGUGGUUUACCACCGGAAUUUGACAUUGUGGCCUCUUUUAUUAAUCAACAAGUUCCGUCGUUUGAAACGGCGCGAAGCAUGCUCCAAUUGGAGCAACAACGCAAAUCUAUGCGUGAGGUCAUUGCCCCUGCUUCGGCCGCCCUGGUGGCGCCACCCUCGCCGCCGUCUGACAAUCCUUAA